AUGCCGUUUCAACGCUCCAAUAGCGCUGCAUCUACGCAGCUCUUGUCCGCUUCUAUACACGAGCCCAGCGCUUCGAGUCUAUCCUCGCUUCUGCCCGCGACAGCCACCAAAUCCGCUCUCGCCGAGUCCUCAUCCAAGUCACGCAGCCAUCCACAUGAGCCGAAUUCCGCUCCAGCUCCGCCACGUAAGCAACAUCGCGUCUCCUUCCAGGAGCAUCCCGAGCCCUCCUCUUCUGUAUCGCAGAACGCCUCAAAGCGUCGUGGCCGCAAUCAGCGUGCUUCCGAUCAGUCUCUACGGCCAGACACCUCUCACCUCAGGGACAAGCAUUCCGAACAUGGCAGCUCUCGACAUUCAAACUCACGUGCUUCCUCUCGUCAGAGUCGACGCGAGCCCAGCGAGCUCGGCUCUUCCAAGUCUGUAGGCCCUGAUAGCGCUCCAAGCUCUUCUUCGCGACAACGCCGGUCUAGGCAUCGUCCCGACAAGCGCUCAGAGCAAUCCAACCACAACCAAUCGGAACGCCGAGCCAAGUCUGACCCCGAGGAUCCUGCCAGCUCGCAGAUUCGCGUUGCGCCAUCAUCCCGAUCAGAGGCUUCUAUCUCCACUUCGAAGAAGCAGUCUAGGUCAAGGGAACCGAGUCUAUCUGGCAAACGCAGUAGACAGCCUUCUGCACAGGCCAUCCUUCCCGACCUUCGCAAUCAUGAGACCUCUCGAUCCGACGCGGCCACUCGGUCUCACUACUCCGCUUCUAGUCGCCGAGACCGCUUCACUCGCCCUCACGACGCGAGAAGUAUUCCCGGGGAAGCCUCAACUAGUCGUGACGGUCGCCAGCUUUUCGAUCCACGACGCGAUGAUCCAGUCAAGUUUGCCUCUCAACAAAGGAACCAGAUUGAUGAUCGCGCACGCUCUGCUUCCGCUGCUGCUUCCCCUCGCCUCACGCCGGCUUCAUUGGCUCAGCCACAGAUACUGAUGCGAAGGGAUGCAUCAGGAAAUUCAAGUGCAAGUCAUCUAGGCCGCAGCCCAAUCAUACAGCCUUCCCUCUCGAGCCACGCCUUUGCUCCUGCCAUCGAUCCAACAGAUCCGAGGGCCCUGCAAGCGCACCUCGUCGAGAUCAAGAAAGUGUACCGAUCCUUAUCGUCACUCGAAGCCAGCCUUCAAGAAGCACAUCAAGCCGAAGUGGAAAAAGCACGACUCAACAUGGCCGAUUAUACCCCGCCAGAUUUGCGCGAUUUAUCCUAUUGGAUCAACCUGAUCAGCCGACAUCGCGACCUUGCAGAGUGCCAUUCCUUCUUCCUUGAGAUGACCUGCAGGCCCGAGCUACCACGCUCGAUCCAAGAAUUAGGCGAAGUCUACAAUCUACCUUCGAGGUUGUGGCAAACUGCGUUCCACCUCAUGCUCGAAAGCCUUCGCUCCAGCCUAUCCUCUCAGCAUCACCUUCAAAGCAUAGAGCGCAAAGGCGAGAUCCUCGAGCAUCUCACCGAGUUCAUCUACUACGCUUAUUCCUUUUAUUCCGCACUUCAAGAGUCCGAAAGGUAUAAGUGCUUCCGAAGAGCCUGGAUAGAGAGUCUAGGUGACUUGUCACGCUACCGCAUGGCUGUUGCAGGCCUAGCCGCCAACAUGUCGAUCGACAGCGGCGGAAGCGACAUUCGCAACAUACAAUCUGACCAAGAAGCGUCCGACUCAUCUGCCGACGCACGCAUCGAUGAUGACGACCUCGAAGAAGACGAUGACAGCGACCUGUUCUUUGGCGAGAGUGACCGAGACGAUGACAAUGUCAACAGGAUAGGUCAACAAGCUCAACACGUGGGCAACGCACCAAAGCAGAUACGCCCACGCCAGAAUGAUAGAGCAAAUGAUACCGCGAAUCAUCCCACGGGCCGCAAGCCUGAAAAGGCUGCAAAACCUACCGUCGAGGUGGACAAGGCAAGCAUUGGCACUGCCGCUCUUGGCGAUUGGGAGUGGACCGAGAAAGAGACUUGGCGUCAGACAGCCAAGGACUGGUAUGCCAUGGGCAUCACAGAGACUCCCAAUAUCGGCCGGCUUCAUCAUCAUCUCGGCGUGCUCAGCCGUGGCGAAGACGAUCUUCGGGCUCUCUACCAUUUGACCAAGAGUCUCAUUGCCGCGAAACCGUUCGUCUCCGCCAAAGACAGCAUCCUGACGCUCUUCGAUCAAGAGCGACAAGCCCGUCGUCUCCGCCGCGACAGCUCUGUGAAGGAUCUCUUCCUGUACCUGCACGGCAUUCUCAUCACUCGUGUUCAACUCGACGACUUUGAGCCGGUCUCUCAGAGGUUGCUGGCAAGGCUCACCAAACUCGUCGAAGAGCAAGGGCCAGCUGCCCUUCCUCAAUCAGUGUGGACCAUGAUGGCAACCAUCAACAUCGCAGGUCUGUUUCAAUACGGGCACGAAGACUCGAUCCUUGCAGAUCUCCUGCUGCAACAGGCCGGCAAAUCUAGCCGCCACACAAACAGGGCAGAGAGAUCCAAGAUCAACACGCCUACCGCUAUCCUUGUCAGUUCUACAACAAGCAAGACGGAUGACAACUUCCUUAGCGAGCUGCCCAGAGACGCAGAAUGGGACGAUCCCAGCGACGAAGAGUCAGAAGUUGAUGACGAUGUCCAAGUCAUCUCGUUGGAACCUAAGGCCACAAAUGACGAGGUCGAGGCUGUUGCUGAGCUUCCGGGCAUGCUAGAGAAAGCCGCCAAGCUCUGUUUCGACAUCCAGUCUCUCACCUUUGAUCUGUCCAGCGAUGAUGCGCUGUACAGAUCGAACCCUUACAACACCACCAUCAGCACCUUCCUAGUUUCACUCUGUCAGUCCAAGAAGGCGUUCAGAAUACUCGAGCGCUUCAUUCCAUGGCACUUGUGGUUGCAGCACGUAGAGAUGUCGGUCUCUUUAACCGAACGUACUUGGCCGAAAUGCCUUGCUACAUCGUACAUCACCGCCCAGCUGCUUUUGCCAGAAGACUUUUGUCUUCGGGGCAUCUUAGGUUUGUCCCGUCAACUCUUCGACCGGAACCUCUGGCGCAACGCCACAAACGACGGUGCGAUCUCCUCGCCUCAAGGCUUUGACAACGAGGUUCAGGUCCUCGACGCCGAGGAUGGGGAGCUCUACACCCGCACUGAAUCGGCUUGGCGCAUCGCUGCAUCGCGCAGGCGUGACAGCAGCGAAAGCCCGACGUCUCUCGACACUGUUCGCGCAUAUCGCAUGGCCUUCGUCGCUCGUAAGCUGGCCAAGGCGGCACGAGGCUUUGACUUCGAUUCCAAGACUUCGACAUUGUCGCUCUCUAAGUUUCUCCUCAGUCGUCUCGCGAGACGCAAGAUGGAGGAAGAACAUCGUCAACUCGAGGCGAGGAUCCGCGAGCUUCAAUUGCAGACCUCUUCUGCAAGCGACUCUGCAGCACAAGAGGACAUCCACGAAAAGCAGCCUCUGGAGACGGACGAAGAUGACGACUUUGACAGCGAUUGGGACUCAGAGACGGAAGGUAAGCACCCAGCACUCGAGGCAGACGCGGUUCUUGCAAAGCUGGAUGAAGCGGAUGCCACCGACGAGAUCAAAGCUCUUCAUGCAAGAAGCUGCUAUCUUCGGGACGUACUGCAGAACGUCGGAUGCACAUUCUCCGGGAAGCAAUCGCGGCCAGCUGCUGGAAGCAAGGGCCACGAAGGAGGCACUGAUAAGUACAAAGGCGGUGCAGCCCAACCAAAUGCGUGGGACAACAUCGUUCCAGGCUACACGAUCCUCGUCGUCGACACCAAUAUUAUCGUUACUCCCGGCGAUGUGAUUGCACAGCUGAUCGAAUCGCAACGAUGGACUGUCAUCAUCCCUCUAGCCGUAAUCACUGAGCUGGAUGGCUUGCGGCGCAAUGACAACGAGCUGGGUCAAGAAGCCGAACGUGCGAUUCAGUUCCUCGAGGCUCGCAUCCGUAGCCACGCCAAGUAUGUCAAAGUGCAAACCAGCAGAGGCAAUUACCUCAGCGAUCUUUCGUGUCGAUCUGAAGAUAUCGACUUUACCUGGCAAGGUUCAGUAGGCAGUGGAGCUCCUGUUGCUUCUCACCAACUCGACGCCGCUGCGAGCGGUAACGAGACCAAGUCAAUUGCGGCUCGUAAUGUCGACGAAGUCAUCCUGCGUAUCCUUGCUUGGCAGACGGACAAGUUUGUCGAUCGCCGAAACUUGUUGCGCAGCAGCGCCGCCACCAACUCGGCAGCAGGCACCAGCAGCAAAGGAGAUGGUCCGAAGGCAGAUUCGUCUCGUGAGACGAUGUCGAUAUCGUCGGUGCACAAGAGUGUGCUCCUCACCUUGGAUCGCAACCUUCGCUUGAAGGCCAAGAGCCGUGGACUGGUCAGUCUUGACGCAAAAGGUGCAGCCGGCCUUCUUGAGCUCUCAGAGUUAUAA
Molecule: messenger RNA, 4386 nt
Organism: Ustilago hordei
Lineage: Eukaryota; Fungi; Basidiomycota; Ustilaginomycetes; Ustilaginales; Ustilaginaceae
Exons: 1
Coding region: 1-4386 (1461 amino acids)
Biological process (GO): nuclear-transcribed mRNA catabolic process, nonsense-mediated decay
Cellular component (GO): telomerase holoenzyme complex
Molecular function (GO): protein binding; telomerase RNA binding; telomeric repeat DNA binding
Source: RefSeq, a predicted model, not a curated record